AUGAAUUUGCUCUUACAGUUCGUAACCUGUUCAAAACUGGUGUGUUACUUCACAAACUGGUCUCAGUACAGAUCAGGAACUGCAAGAUACCUUCCUGAAAAUGUGGACCCUAACUUGUGUACUCAUUUAAUCUAUGCAUUUGCUAUUAUCAACUAUGCCAAUAACAUUGCAGGCAGUGAGUGGAAUGAUGUCAUCCACUAUUCAACCUUCAAUACACUUAAGAAACUAAAUCCACAGCUGAUAACUUUGUUGUCCGUCAGAGACCAGGACUCAAGUCAAUUCUCCAUUAUGUUAUCCAAGUGGAUAAACCGCCAGACUUUCAUCAAGUCUUCUAUUGAGUUUUUAAGGAAAUAUAACUUUGACGGGCUGGAUUUGGACUGGGAAAUCAAAAACACUUCAGAGACGCAUCCAGAAGAUAAGCUGAAAUUCACUCUACUAUGCAAGGAACUUUUGGAAGCAUUUAUAGCUGAAGGCCUGAACAGUGAUACAAGACUCAUUCUAGUAGCAACUGUUUCAGCACAGAAAGACGUUAUUGACAGGAGCUACAUCAUUCCAGAGAUCUCAGAGUACUUGGACUUUAUUAAUGUCAAGACGUUUGACUUUCAUACAUAUAAAGAUGGCAUUGCAAGACAUCACAGUGCUUUGUACAGUGCCAUGAGUGAUGACAAGGAUAUCAGAUCAAACACUGAUUUUGCUUUGCAGUACUGGAGAUCUCAGGGAGCUCCUGCUGAGAAGUUGAUGAUGGGCUUCUCCACAUACGGACGCUCUUUCACCCUCAACUCCUCUCAGAAUGGAGUGGGAGCCCCAGCCAAUAAAUUGGCUUCUCCUGGACCUCACACACAAGAGAUAGGCUUGUGGGCUUACUAUGAAAUAUGUCUUUUUCUGAAUGAUGGUGUGGUACAGUGGAUUGAAGACCAGAAAGUACCUUUUUCUGUGAAAGGCAAUGACUGGGUGGGAUUUGACAAUCUGAGGAGCUUCGAUAUUAAGACAAAAUAUCUACAGGAGCAUGGCUACGGGGGUGCGUUUGUGUGGGCUCUAGACCUGGAUGAUUUUUCUGGAAAUUUCUGUGGACAAGGCAACUACCCUUUAGCCAACAGCCUUAAGAAAUCAUUAAUACAUGCAGGAAUUGAAUCGUCUUCCUCCAUGACAAGCACCAACUUUUUCUUCAGUAUUUUUUCAACAGCUGGAAAAGGCUCUUCGCCAACACCGAUAUGUGUGAAGAUUGUCAGAUCUUUUUCAGCACAGCAAAUUCUGUUUUGUGCAAACAGAUCAGAUGGACUGUAUUACAGAACAGAUUCCAUCAAUUCAUUUUAUAGCUGUAGUGGAGGAAUAACAAAUAUCACCUGGUGCACUCUGUCCAAUGCCAUUUCAAAUAAUUCUGGGGAAGUACAAUUGCAACAGAUGAUUAUUUUUAUUACAUUAGGGAGUGCAAGUUUCUUAACUAAAACGCUGAUUUAAGAUUAAAGCAGAUGGAAAGACAGGUCAAUGGAAGUGUAAAUUCUUGUAUUUAUAGUUUAUGGAUGUUGAGCAAUUGUAAUUGCUACUGUGAAAUCCUUUUUCUUUAUUCUAAAACCACCUUUAAAUGUAAUAUAAUUUGAACCAUCAAUGGCCGAGAGGCUGUAUGGUGGCCGAGAGAGCUUAACAUGCUGCAAUUUAAUAAAUCACGUGCAAUUACAAAAACACCAGUAAAUUAAGAUCUUCAUCUGUUUGACAGCAUAUAUGCGUCAAAUCCUCACAAAGCAUACACAUGAAAAAGAAAAGUGCUGCAUUUUCCCACAAUGCAAAAAAAUUAAUAAAACACGCUGCAUUUUCUCACAAUGCAAACAAAUUAUGAAAACAAGCUGCAUUUUCUCACAACACUUGCGAAAAGAUCAGAACACAACCUGAAUGUUUCAAGGCGAUCCUAAAACAUGACGGAUGCUGCUGUGCCGUGACUAUUGCUUAGUGAAGUUGUAGUUGAUUUUUGAAAGGUGAGCUUUGUGAUUGUUUAUUUUAACAUCCUGAUUUCCUUGUCUUUUGUAUUUUAUUAGCCUAAAUAACUAUAACCUAAAUAGCCAGGUCAGUCACGUUUUAGGGUCUCCUUAAACAUUUCUGUUGUGCUCUGUGCUUUUUGAAAGUGAGAAAAUGCAGGUGUUUUUGUAAUUUUUUUCAUUGUGAGAAAAUGCAACGCAUUUUAUUAAUUUGUUUGCGAUGUGAAUAUUUGCAGCACGUAUGCUGUCAACUAAUGAAAAUCUUUUCGUAAUUUGCUGCUGUUUUUUUUCUAAUUGUUUGUGUUUUCUUAAAUUGCAGCACUUUAAGCUCUCUUGGUCACCGUACAUUUCAGUCCAUAUAAGCAAAUAAUUCUUCAUAUAAUAAGCAGUUUACUAAUUCUUGUUGUAUGUUAAAACGGUUUCUAAAACAAUACGUUUGUCAGAAGAGUAGCCAAUUUGUACUAAUUCAUACGAUAUCAUUUGUAUUAAUAUAUAUGAUCAGUAAAAGAAGGAAUGCCCCCAAGUCCAGCCUCAUUGGAAGUUGAGCAAAUCAUUCUAAAAUGUACAAAUGAGGACAUAAAAAUUAGCCUCUAAAUCAAAAAGUUACAACUUGAGUGUAUUGGUUUUGUUUGAGAAUAAUUGGUCAAAAAGCAAAACUGCAACAUCUACACCUUACAAUACGCUGCUCAUCAAUAUUAACAGGGUUAGCACCACUUUACCAGGAUGUUUAUAUGCAUCCACAAGUUUAUAUUAAACUCCUAAUAAUAAGCAAAACAUUCAUAACUGAUUGGUUAAACAAAUUAUCAGAUUAUCACAGAUUCCGCGUAUUUCAAUUCACAAGUAUGUAGGAGGAUUUUGUACUAAUUUGUCAGUAGUUAAUCUGACAGCGUCUGAGUCUUUGUUUGUUUUAUACUAUAAAUGUUAAAUGUCUUAUGUAACACUAA
Messenger RNA from Danio aesculapii, 2914 nucleotides. RefSeq names its product oviductal glycoprotein 1 (gene ovgp1). The coding region runs from base 1 to 1458 and encodes 485 amino acids. The record is from RefSeq and is a predicted model, not a curated record. Gene Ontology annotation, molecular function: chitin binding; chitinase activity. The transcript has 10 exons. Gene Ontology annotation, cellular component: extracellular region. NCBI's taxonomy places the organism in Eukaryota, Metazoa, Chordata, Actinopteri, Cypriniformes, Danionidae. Gene Ontology annotation, biological process: chitin catabolic process; carbohydrate metabolic process.